Molecule: messenger RNA, 1560 nt
Organism: Prorocentrum cordatum
Lineage: Eukaryota; Dinophyceae; Prorocentrales; Prorocentraceae
Source: the annotation of a GenBank genome assembly
AUGCUGAGUAAACCUAUUGAGUUCCCGUUGGCAGGCUGCCUGGAGUAUGCGAGCAGCCACUCGAUCAGGGUCUUUGCCACGAUCUGCGGGCUGAACCUGGCGAUCUUCGUUGUAGCUCACUUCGGCGAUGUCACCACCAGGCCCAUGUGGGUCACCAGCCACCAGCCCAUUCUGAUAGGAUUCGGCAUCCAGCGGCGGCGGAUGGAGCUCACGGAGCAGGGCAUCGGCCACCCCACUGCCGUGGGCGGCGCUCGGUCUUACAGGGAGGGCAUCGGGGCGAGCGAUGCAGCGCCUCACCAGGCCGCCAAGGGGAGCGGGUUGCGCGAGGGCAUCGGCCACCCCACCGCUGUGGGCCUCGCUCGGUCUUGUAGGGAGGGCAUCAGGGCGAGCGAUGCAGCGCCUCACCAGGCCGCCAAGAGCAUCCUCCUGUGCGAGGGCAUCGAUCACCCCACCGCUGUGGGCCUCGCUCGGUCUUAUAGGGAGGGCAUCGGGGCGAGCGAUGCAGCGCAUCACCAGGCCGCCAAGAGCAUCCUCCUGUGCGAGGGCAUCGAUCACCCCACCGCUGCGGGCCUCGCUCGGUCUUAUAGGGAGGGCAUCGGGGCGAGCGAUGCAGCGCCUCACCAGGCCGCCAAGAGCAUCCUCCUGUGCGAGGGCAUCGAUCACCCCACCGCUGUGGGCCUCGCUCGGGCUUACAGGGAGGGCGACGGGGCGAGCGUCGCUGCACCUCCCCAGGCCGCCUUCAGCAUCUCCGUGUGCGAGGGCAUCGGCAACCCCACCGCUGUGGGCCUCGCUCGGUCUUACAGGGAGGGCAUCGGGGCGAGCGACGCAGCGCCUCACCAGGCCGCCAAGAGCACCCUCCUGUGCGAGGGCAUCGACCACCCCACCGCUGUGGGCCUCGCUCGGGCUUACAAGGAGGGCGACGGGGCGAACGUCGCAACACCUCACCAGGCCGCCAGGAGCAUCGUCAUGUGCGAGGGCAUCGGCCACCCCACCGCUGUGGGCCUCGCUCGGUCUUACAGGGAGGGCAUCGGGGCGAGCGAUGCAGCACCUCACCAGGCCGCCAGGAGCACCUCCGUGUGUGAGGGCAUCGGCCACCCCACCGCUGUGGGCCUCACUAGCAGCGUACCCUUGCCCCUGGGCGCUCGGGGCGCGGCUGCUCUCGCCAUCGGCGAGCCCACCUGGGCCAGCAGUCGCAGCCGGCGUUGGGGCCUGCAGCCUGGGGUGCACCUGGCCACCUUGCCGUUCACUGAAGUGGUCCUGUGGGAUGUUGAGCUUGUCCACCGUCUUGGUCACAUACUCUCGAACUUGCAUGACAUGCUGGACCCACCUGGCCGCUGCCUUCCACGCGGUGACGUGGGGACCAUGUCGGGCACGUCUGGCUGGAGUCCCCCCCUGGAGAUGUCGCACGCGCUGCUGGACUGGGCCCCCUCGGCCUACGUAGUACUGCUUGCGCUGGCCGACGAUGUCGUGCCUGCCCGCCAGGUCCUCCUCGUUGCCUCGUAUGACCAGGUCCCAUGCUGUGGCCAGCUGGGGCAGCGUCUGUGCCCGAUCGAUAGAUAG